Molecule: messenger RNA, 3214 nt
Organism: Microbotryum saponariae
Lineage: Eukaryota; Fungi; Basidiomycota; Microbotryomycetes; Microbotryales; Microbotryaceae
Source: the annotation of a GenBank genome assembly
AUGACGGAACUGGUGUCGACGUUUGACCGACUGUCGAUGCACCAGCACCACGGCGCGCACGCCUCGAUCGACGCGUCGAGCAGCGCCAGUCCCAGCAGCUCGUCAACCAACAAGAAGCCCGCGGCCAGUUCGAGCCAUGGCACACGACUGCCGACCAGCAGCUCCAACGCCGACAACUUGGCUGUCCCGGACAUGAGAAGGGUCAGUCAUCAUGUACCAUGUGGCUUUGAAGCCUUGGGGCUCUUGCUUGUGUGUGCUGUGUCGCGUCUCUGUCCCCAGGGGCAUAGAGCCUCCUGUGUUUUAGCGCAUGCGAGGGUGCGAGCGAGCGAACAGGCGAGCAGGCGAGCGGACCCGCGCUUGACCCGCAUGGACCUGCUCGUCAGCUCUCGUCAGCAACCAGAAAAUACGCCCCUCGCCGAUCACGUGCGACGGACUGGCCUGCAUGGACCUGCUUGCCAGCGACCAGAAAACACGCUGCCCGUCGAUCACGUGCGAUCGCCAAAGAUCUGCACGUGUGGUCACAUGGCGCCAACAUUGGGCUCCAUGGUCUGCUCAGUGCUGCGAGUUGAAGCGCCCAGCUAACGUCCGCUCGUAUCCCCCUUUUCAACAGCAACGCUCGCAACGAUUCUCGGUACCCACAUCCCAGUCCGACUCGUCCCUAGCUCAGCAGUCGCAAGCCUCAGUAGCGACUAGUCAGGCGCCACCAUCACAGCCAAGUCUGCCGCUCUCAAGCUCUUUCGCCUUUCAACCCGCUCCGGCCCCUGUCCAAGCGCAAUCCAUACCCCUGUCGUCCUACACUCUAUCUGAGCUCAACGGCGGCUUAUCCGCACCACCAGUCCAACGUUCCUUGUCCGAGGACUCGUUCACCCAUGGUCUCCCCUAUUCGGACCACCAUCGCUACCAAUCGAGUGGCAUCAAUGCAUCUCAGUCGAACCCAAAUCUGAACGGCCAAUACCUCAAUACCCAAACUUCGAACCACCAAACGCCGCCGUCUUCCUAUCAGCAAGCGCAACAACAGCAGCACCAGCAGCAGCAGCAGCAACAACAGCAACAGCAAUCUUCGUACCGGAAGCUCGAUUACGACUUUGCCUCCAUGCCGAACGGAGCAGGCGGCGCGAAUAUGGCGCCUCGAUUCUACGGAUCGGCCGCACCGCGACAUGACGCUCAAUCGUUCGCAUCGCAUCGAGUCGAUCCAUCCCUCGAUUGGCUUACCAGGCCUCCGCAGCAACCACCACAUGCCAUCUCCCACCUCCACCAACAACAGCACCUCCACCAUCAGCAGAGCAUGGCUCCGCUGCCAGGAGUCGGAUUCGAUGGAACAAACUAUGCGGGCAUGAUGAGGGGGCCACCACAAGAUGAUGAAGUGUAGGUACCUUCAGCUCCGUGUGCGUGUGUGGGACUCCCCGAGCUGAUGUUCCCGUGUCCUCUGUGCGAUGCGCAGCAUCCCCACCGCGAUUGUCAUCAAAAACAUUCCCUUUCAAGUGCCAAAAGAGCAACUGCUGGGUGUUAUGGUGCGUUGGGCUUCUAGAGGCCGUCUGCUUGACUCGGCCACUGAUGGGCCUAGGCUCCUUACCCGUCGCAUAGGAGGAUCUUCGUCUACCCGCCCCUUUCGCGUUCAAUUACCACUUUGACAACGGGCAAUUCCGAGGGCUCGCAUUUGCCAACUUUCGCAACGCUUCGAAUGCCUCGUUGUGCGUCUCGGCACUCAACGGAUUCGAUCUUCAAGGUCGCAAGCUUCGGACAGAGUUUAAAAAGGUGCUUAAGGAAGGGGAGAAGGAAAAAAUUGAGCGGGAGAAGGCGUUGAAGCGGAUGCGGUCGACGAGGGAACUGCACAACGGGAUGGGAAUGGGGAUCGGCGUGGGAAUGACGAUGGGCAUGGGUGGUGGGGGCUUUGCACCGGAUGGGGGGCCACCGCCACCACCACCGCCACAGGUCUGGAUGAGGAGAGAACAUUCAGCGUCGGAUCGAGCGGGCUUUGGCAACGUCGCGCCGAUCAACACCGAUGACGACGAUUACGGGCGACCGGUCCAAGGGCCGUAUUCUUCGACCUUCGGAGGUGGAGCCUCGACCUUCGGAGCAAGGGAGUACGUCCCUGCGCCACCACCUCCACCACCGGGUAUGAACGGCGGGGAUGGGGUAUGGGGCCGCUUUAACGGGUCUUUGCCGGCGGGCCCGACUUCCUCCGGGAGUGGGCCGGCGCCAUCCUCGGGCCAGUACAGUACCAGCCCACCGAGCGACGUCGGCACGAGUAUCUCUGCGCGCAUGACCCAAACGACGAGCAGCAGCGGGUCCGAGUCCGGCGGUGGUCGAAGUGGUAGUUCCGGCCCGAUCGAACUUGACAUGAACGACUCGCAAACGCUCGAUAUUUACUCGCGCGUCGUCGUCUUCAAGGACGAUUUCUUGAGGGAAGAAUUCGCGUUCGCUCGGUCCCUGUCGGCGAAUCAGCGCAAGAUCGUUCAUCUUGUUGCGAAGAAGUUGGAGUUGGGUCAUCGCAGUGUUGGGGUAGGGGAGGAUCGACAUGUCGUUGUGUACAAGCCCAGCGCGUCCGAGUCGCCAGCACUGAGAGGCAUGGCUUCGAGCAGGGUAGGUGUUGCUGUCCACGAUAUUAGUGAGACUCAUAGCGGCUGACUAAAAGCACGGGAAACCCCUACAGGCUCUGAGACAUGCCGCGUCCAGUCUGAUCCGUCAGCCUUCGCGGGAUACACUCAACUCGUACCUCAACUCGACGGCGACGUCGUCGACAUCGUAUUCGAACCAAGCCUACAGCUCCGGCCCCAUGGGCUCCUUCACCAAAUCAGCGUCAACCAACGUCUACUCCUUGCACGCCAAGAAAUCAAUGCCGGACAUCCGACCCUCCAACAUCCACCCGGGCUCCCGUCGAUCCAAUAUGAACCUUCGACAUGGCUAUCAAUCCCUGCAAGCCCCUCGACCCUCCAGAACCUACCCACCAGGUGUCCAAAGUAUCUUUGCGAAUCAAGACUAUGGCAACAACGAGGCGACUCCUCCUGUGCCUUCGGUUCCUAAAGAGUAUUACGAUUCGAGUGGGUCGAACCCGAGUCCGAAUAUGCAUGGGAAUGGAGGCGAUCCGAGUCCGACGAGUGAGGAGAGUAUGAGUACGGGGGCGACAAGCUCGAUCGGUGGUGGGGGUGGGUUGAGGACCAUGUCGAGUAAAGAGGAGAUUGGGGCUUGGAGACGGUUUGAUGGGCAUGAGUGA